AGGGUCACCUCGGCCUCCGCCGCAGGAAAGUGAGUGCCAGAGCUUCCCCGUGCCCUCGCGGGGAGCCGCUGCGGGACCUUCGGGGAACCUGGGCCCCCGGGGGCCGUGCGCCCGAGCCUCCUCGGAGCGCCCACCCCACCGCCCUCCCCGCCCGCCGCGCGGACGGCAAUUGGCCACUGCGCCUUUAAAGACAGUCACUCGCCGGGGGAGUCGGGGGCGGCGGCGGGGGUUCCGGCUCCAGGUCAGCUCCAACCCCCCGCGCUGCGCGGGCAUGGCCCCGGGCCCCCACGGGAACAGCUCUGCGGCCUGGGGGUCGAGCGCGCACCCCCUGGCGUCCGGCGCCGCCAACUCGAGUGGGCUGCCGGGGGCGCCGCGCGCCGCUGCACUGGCGGGGGCGCUGCUGGCGCUGGCCACCGUGGGCGGCAACCUGCUGGUCAUCGUGGCCAUCGCGCGGACGCCGAGACUCCAGACCAUUACCAACGUGUUCGUGACUUCGCUGGCGGCGGCCGACCUGGUGGUGGGGCUCCUGGUGGUGCCGCCGGGGGCCAGCCUGGCGCUGACCGGCCACUGGCCCCUGGGCGCCACGAGCUGCGAGCUGUGGACGUCGGUGGACGUGCUGUGCGUGACGGCCAGCAUCGAGACGCUGUGCGCCCUGGCCGUGGACCGCUACCUGGCUGUCACCAGCCCGCUGCGCUACGGCGUCCUGGUCACCAAACGGCGCGCGCGGGCGGCCGUGGCGCUGGUGUGGGCGGUGUCGGCCGCCGUGUCCUUCGCGCCCAUCAUGAGCCAGUGGUGGCGCGUGGGCACCGACGCCGAGGCGCAGCGCUGCCACUCGGACCCGCGCUGCUGCGCCUUCGCCUCCAACAUGCCCUACGCGCUGCUGUCCUCCUCCGUGUCUUUCUACCUGCCGCUGCUCGUGAUGCUCUUCGUCUACGCUCGCGUCUUCGCUGUGGCCCGGCGCCAGCGGCGCCAGCUGCGCGGGGAGCUGGGCCGCUUCCCCGAGGGGCUCCCCGCGCCCCCAGUGCAGCUGCGGGAGCACCGUGCGCUGCGCACGCUGGGCCUCAUCAUGGGCACCUUCACGCUCUGCUGGCUGCCCUUCUUCGUAGCCAACGUGGUGCGCGCCCUCGGGGGCCCGGCGCUGGUGCCCGGCUCGGUGUUCCUCGCCUUGAACUGGCUGGGCUACGCCAACUCGGCCUUCAACCCGCUCAUCUACUGCCGCAGCCGCGACUUCCGCAGCGCCUUCCGCCGCUUGCUGUGCCGCUGCGCGCGCCCCGACGCCCCCGCGGGCCGCCCCCUGCCCGCUGCGUCGGACCGGGUUUCCUGGGAAAUUUCAUGACCUUGAAGGACAAGAAACAUAAAGCCCGUUGAUCCAGAAUCUUUGGAAAACCUCUGGCCUCCGUUCAGAACGCGCCCUAUGGAUUUUCUGGGAAACUGACCAUCUGGAACCUGAGGCUGGGCCCCGGGAGGAUUCCGAGGGGAGCAGGACUGCCCUGUACCACGCGGGCACUCACCAACCUGUCUCUGAGUCUGAGAGUGUCUGGACUCCUGGCCCGGAUGUGGCCACUAACUCAGUGGGUCCUGCGUGCCCAGCUGCCCAUGGAGCAGCCAGGUGGCUUUGGUGGGCAGCCAGCACCUGGCUCACUAUGUUUGGGGCAAAGAUGGCAUCCCAGGUCUUUCCCUUUUGCUACCCAGACCCUGUCGGACCACUGGAUGUUCUCUGUGCUCUGGGGAUGAGGUUCAAAACUGAUGUGAGUUUGGGCUGUUGUCCUUGACUUCCCCAUAUGGCCCCACCAGGUCCGGCCUCCCUCACCUCAGACACAGGAUAGCGCUGAUCUACCUCACAGCAACACCAGGUUUGCGGGAUGAGGAGGGGGACUGGGUGGUUCAGUGGGUGAGGAGCCAUCAGAGCCGACCAUGUCUGUUCCUUUGAAAAACAAAUGAAUAAAUAGAACGGAAGGCAGUUCCUGGUCGCCGUCUUUGCUCUCUGUUUGUUUUCUUUUCAUAAUUCCCUUUCACUUUGAGAGCUGACUUUUGACAGAUGUAAUAAAUUUGUGCUAAUCCUUUCUCA
This is a messenger RNA of Sorex araneus (European shrew), 2068 nucleotides long. It is a transcript of the gene ADRB3, whose product is annotated as adrenoceptor beta 3. The record is from RefSeq and is a predicted model, not a curated record. The coding region runs from base 272 to 1336 and encodes 354 amino acids. Gene Ontology annotation, biological process: norepinephrine-epinephrine-mediated vasodilation involved in regulation of systemic arterial blood pressure; adenylate cyclase-activating adrenergic receptor signaling pathway. Gene Ontology annotation, cellular component: membrane. The transcript is spliced from 2 exons. NCBI's taxonomy places the organism in Eukaryota, Metazoa, Chordata, Mammalia, Eulipotyphla, Soricidae. Gene Ontology annotation, molecular function: beta3-adrenergic receptor activity; epinephrine binding; norepinephrine binding.